AGGAACGGUGGAAGGAGCUCUCUAAGGAGGACCAAGCACCAAGUUCUGAGCAGUCUCCUCCACACCAAAACAAAAUAACCAUGGAGAAGUACAAUGGGAACAGCAUAGGCCUGGAGAACAAAGAUCAAGUGGAGAAAAUAAAUACUGACCUGUCCACUAAAGUCCAAGAUAUCACAGGUGGAAACAUUGAAAGCACUGUCCGGAAACGACUGCGAGAGGACAGAAAAGCUAACACAGCACAGAAGCUGCAGCAGAUGAAGCAGAAGCUAAAUGAGACUGAAAGAAAGAGAAAAAGGCCGAGACUGACUGACACCUAAGCCUUCAAGACUUGUGAAUAUUCUGCAGCUAUAAACUGCAAAUUAUUGACAUGCAAAGCGAGACAUGAACCCCCCUCUUCGGGAACAAAAAAAGUGAGGUCUGUUAAGUACCAAGAGGACCUCAGUUAUCUGUUUACAGCAUAAACUGCACCGAGGGGAUGAAGACCACCAGCAGCGUGCGACUUUGCAAAACGAAACGAUUUGCCAUCCUGUGUUUUUUUUCUAAUGCUUGUAUCAAUGUAGAAAGUUGUAAAAGAAAUAAAAUAGGAAAUAUUUUGUUUUUUACUGCCAUUCUUAUUGUAUUUUUAUACUUGUUGGCAGCAUUAAAUAUUUUUUUAAAU
Molecule: messenger RNA, 658 nt
Organism: Merops nubicus (carmine bee-eater)
Lineage: Eukaryota; Metazoa; Chordata; Aves; Coraciiformes; Meropidae
Gene: PTPN2
Product: protein tyrosine phosphatase, non-receptor type 2
Exons: 3
Coding region: 81-317 (78 amino acids)
Source: RefSeq, a predicted model, not a curated record